Molecule: messenger RNA, 393 nt
Organism: Asparagus officinalis (garden asparagus)
Lineage: Eukaryota; Viridiplantae; Streptophyta; Magnoliopsida; Asparagales; Asparagaceae
Exons: 1
Coding region: 1-393 (130 amino acids)
Source: RefSeq, a predicted model, not a curated record
AUGGAGUACCUUUCAAGGAGAUUAGACCAGUUAAAGAAUGACAGGUUAUUUAGAUAUCAUCCAAAGUGUGGUAAUCUCAAAAUAUCUCAUCUAAUAUUUGCGGAUGACCUUUUGCUAUUUGCUAAAGGGGACUUAUAUUCAGUUCAAAAGUUAUAUCAAUGUGGCAGGGAUUUUAGUAACACCACAGGGCUGGAAGCUAAUCUGGACAAAUGCUCUAUAUAUUAUGGUGGGGUGAAUGAUUCAGUCAAAGCAGAUAUAAGUAGCUUUCUGGGCUUUACUGAAGGCACAAUACCUUUCAGAUAUCUGGGAGUUCCCCUCAUUAGUAAAAGACUUACAUAUGUUGAUUGCAAUCCACUCAUUGAUAAAAUACUGGGCACUUUCAGAAGUGGUUAG